This is a messenger RNA of Miscanthus lutarioriparius, 435 nucleotides long. The record is from the annotation of a GenBank genome assembly. Lineage: Eukaryota; Viridiplantae; Streptophyta; Magnoliopsida; Poales; Poaceae.
AUGCACAGAUGCGACAAUGCGUCGCUUGCGUCCGUGAACGCCACCGGCAAGGUGGUGCUGUGCUACGCACCGGAGGACGUGAACAUCAAUCCUCCAAGGCAAGGCUUGUUCAACGCUAUCAGCAACGUGAAGAAGGUCGGCGCCAGGGGGCUCAUCUUUGCGGGCUACUCUUCCAACGUGCUUGACAAAGCAGACAGCUGCAAUGGAGUCAUGCCCUGCGUGCUCGUCGACUUCGAGAUCGCAAACCGGAUCGCCUUUUAUAUGAUCAACACAAGGAACGCCACCUUCAAGGCGACUUUCACGGCGAGGCAGAUGGUGCAAGGCGUUUACACAUUUGGGAGCUUGGCAUGGUCGGAUGAUGGCGGGGCUCAUUCGGUUCGGAUUCCAAUCGCUGUUCGCUCCGUCAUCCAAGAUUUUGUCGCAGAUGUCUCCUAA